GCAGGGCUGCAAAGCUGACGUUCACAAGACCUAUACUCUCUUUGCUAGGAUACAGCCAAAAGGACGAGCAGCCUUUGAAGACUAACAGUCUCUGCAAUUGCACAGGACAAGGGUGUGUGUGUGUGUGUGUGUGUGUGUGUGUGUGUGUGUGUGCGCGUGCGCGCGCUCUGGCAUCCAUUCAGAGGGAAGAUGGGACUUUGUUUAUGAAGAGACUUCUACACUUGUUGACAUCCUGAAGCUACUUUCAGCUAAAGAACUACUCAGCCUUCUCUUUUGCUGUCAGCCACAGGAAGCUUUGCACCUCAGUAUUUAUUCUGUCAUUUCUCAAUUGGAAGAGGAGACCGGGAACCCCUGUGGAAGGAACAUAAAAUCUGUGAAGUUUGAGCGAGCGGUCUUCCCAAGAUGUACCAAAUCUCUCAACUGAUGUCGACCCCAGUACCAAAUAAAUGUUCCUUCAGAUCAGAUAGAGAACAUGUUGGAGAGCCGUCUCCUGAGUGUGUGUUCUCAAGAUUUGCGUGCGACUCCCUGGAUGGCGACGGUUCCUUCGAAUGCUACUCCACAGAUCCCUUAACGGGCUGCUACCAUGCCUGCCGCAGGAGCCCCAGGCUCCUCACCAAUGGCUACUACAUCUGGACAGAGGACAGCUUCCUCUGUGACAGUGAUGGGAACAUCAGCCUGCACCCGUCUCACACCAGCGUCAUGUACAAGGAGAACUUAGUUAGAGUAUUCCGAAAGAAAAAGAGAAUCCGCCAUUCUCUUUCUUCUUUCUUCAACCCCAGAGCCUCUAAAUCCUGGCUGGCUGGAAGUAUCUUCAAUGAUAUGAAUUCUUCCGCAAGUGAGGAAAUCUGGCAGGAAAACGUCAGGAGACCAAGCACAUAUCAUCACCAUGAAAAUGGAGAUACUUUGGACUAUCCUCUGGCUGAUGAGUGGGAGUUGGAGAAGCUAGUUGCAGAGUCUGUGGAAGCCUCCUCCUCAAGCCACCUCGUAUCGCAGCCGCUCAGAGAAAUCUCCCAAGACACCCCUCUUCAGUCUCUUAGGAGAGCAUCUGAACACUUCCAAGAGAACAUUCUGGAUCAUUCAAAACCCAAUCUGUUUCGAGAAACUUCCUUCCAUGCAGUCCUGCUUACCUUGUGCUUCAUUAUUUCUGCCUGUGCAAGAUGGUUUCUAGGUGGAGUACUAGCCAAUGUCUUUAUAUGUGCAUCAAUGAUAACUACAGCUUAUAUUGUGCAAUCACUGCUUUUCAGCAUUGGCAGCUACUUCAAGGGCCCCACCUAUGCUCGCCUAGAUGUGCCAAAAUGUGAAACCCAUGAGGAUUGUUGUUGAUGAGUAUCUUCCACAAGAAGCUGCCCAUCUUGCGGUCUACUUGCAAUCAACUGCUUUAUUGGGAGGAAGAGAGCAAUUAGUUCAGAAAAAAAAAUUCUAAUUUGAGCAUGGAUUUAAAAAAAAAUCUCAUUUUCACCCAUCAUGGUAAUAUGGUCAUGAAAAUAAUAUUAAUUGGGCUUCCUUUUUUUUUUUUUUUACCAACUUUGAUAUUUGCAAAGGAAAGGACUGGGGAAUGUGACAGAAGACAGUAUGGGGAAAUGAAUGCUUCUCUAUGACUUUUCAAACAUGAGCUUUCAUUAGAGGAUUCAUUAGAGGAUUCAUGAGAUGCUUGAAAAACUGCAGAUUCUAGGAUCCGUUUGGGCGCACCUCUUCCUGACUGACCUACUUUAACCCAACAACGCAAAUGAGUUUGUGUAAUCAGUAUCAGCCUAAAGAUAAAUAAAAGCAGUUUGUACAUAAAA
Messenger RNA from Perognathus longimembris pacificus (Pacific pocket mouse), 1784 nucleotides. RefSeq names its product transmembrane protein 71 (gene Tmem71). Bases 403 to 1323 code for a protein of 306 amino acids. Lineage: Eukaryota; Metazoa; Chordata; Mammalia; Rodentia; Heteromyidae. The record is from RefSeq and is a predicted model, not a curated record. The transcript is spliced from 10 exons.